This is a messenger RNA of Arachis ipaensis, 999 nucleotides long. Its product is annotated as Late embryogenesis abundant (LEA) hydroxyproline-rich glycoprotein family. The record is from RefSeq and is a predicted model, not a curated record. Lineage: Eukaryota; Viridiplantae; Streptophyta; Magnoliopsida; Fabales; Fabaceae.
UACACAUGAGGAAACCCUUCAAUUCUAAUAAGAACGGAGAACUCUGCCAACUACUUUUCAGCCUCAUUCUCAUAAUUUGCCUUUGUUUAUAGAAAUUUCUAAAUGAUGGCACAGGUUUUGCCUAGUAAGUUUCAGUCAGAGGAAAUAAUCACCAAAUUCGCACUUCAUAAAGAAAAGAAACAAAGUAGCAAAUGUUUGGUGUACACUUUGGCUUGCUUUGUGACCCUCUUUGGCGUGUGUUUAUGUUUUGCAUCCGUCGUUUUGAGAGUUAGAGAACCCAAGAUAGAAAUCAAAUCAGCUAAGAUGAUGCACGUUGGUUAUAGCAUCACUUCAUCAUCAUCACCAUCAUAUGCUUCCUUUAACGUGACCAUGAUUUUUUCUAUGAUGAUCAUCAACCCAAACUAUGGCCACUUCAGUUACCAUAACAGUUCAGUGAAAUUUCUUUACGGGGUUGUAAGUGUUGGUGAAAGGGGAAUUGUGGGUUCGAGAGUGAAGGGUAGAGAUAUCCAAGAAUUCAAUGUGAUGGUGAAUGCAAGGUCCAGUAAUAAUAUCAAUUAUUCAGGUGUAACGAAACUAAGAAGCUAUGCGGAAUUGAGUGGUUGUGUGCAAGUAUUGAAGAUUGUAAACAAGAGGAAGAACAUAGUGAUGGCUUGCAUUAUGACUCUCAACUUCACAUCUCAUUCGAUUCAACAUCUUCAGUGUUAGUUAAGGUUAAUGCUAGCUAGUUAGACCAAUCAUGUUAAUAAAAUUUUUAGGACUUUUUUUUUUUUUUUGCUAUAACUAACAGUGAUGGAUUGCAUGGGCUGGGCCUGUAACACAUAUCGCGGGUUCCCGGGUCUGAUUCCGCUAUUAGGCCUGAAAGUGAAGCUGCAACAAUAGUACGGCCGAAAGCUUACAUGUUUUAGACCAAGAAAAGAAAAAGUUACAUAUAUUUUUUAUUUUAUUACUGCAUGUUGCUUAUUUAUGGGUAUGGCUAACAAGUAUUUUUAUUUAUUGUUA